AUGGACAACUCCCAGCACCACCACCAUCACCAGCAGGAUGACCCUAUCCACCUCGCCAACCUCGUCUCCACAGAGCAAGGAAUCAACCCUACCACCACCACCAACAACAACAACAACAACAACAACAACAGCAACAACAAGAUCCAGGCUAUCGAUUCAUAUUCCAGCGAAAAAAACCUCGACCUCAACAACGACAGACAGGUCCUCCAACCACAACCUCAACAACAGCAGCAACAGGAACAGCGACAACAGCGCCCUAUCCAACCCUCUCUCGAAACCACCAACUCCAGCCAUGAUGCUCUCGACAUGACCAUGAACGAAAAGGAUCCCCAUUUAACUACUAUCCAGCCCCCUGCUGUAGUCGCUGCUCCAAGGAUGAAACUCGCCAAUUUUGUUGACAAGGUCCGUGUGCACCAGAUCCUGCAAAAGUCACAGCCUGAACCUUUGGCAUCUGGAGGAGAAGGAAGAGGUGGCAAUGCCAACACGCUCAGCCCACUGUCGACUAAUACUCUUGACUCUCCCGAAUCAGGACACGGCUCAGCGCUGGAGGCCGAUGGCGUCUCGACGACUCGAAGACCUUCCUCGGUCAUCCACAGUGUCAUCGAUAGCCCAGAGACACACGAUCACGAUAGCCACCGCCACCACCACCACUCCAGGCAGUUGCAUGACGCAGGAGAGGAAGGUGAAGGUAGUCAUCGCAUGCAGCACCACUUCCCCAAGAUCUUCAGCAAGGAAGGCAUCAAGAGUGCCCUCUUCAUGAACAGCGCUGCUACGGCCUUCCAUAAGAACCGCAAAAAGGAGGUGAAUGCUAUGUAUUUGCCUGUAGCUGCCCUGGCAAUUACUGGUUCGGCUAUUCCUGCACUUUGGAUGCGGAGGGACGACAAGGGGCGUCGACCGCCUGCGGUCCUCUUCCAGAUGCUCAGUAUUACCGUGACGGAUUCGGAGAUUGAUCUUGGUGUGAGCAAGCAAAUCAUCUUCCGCCUGGAGAUGCAGUACGGCGAUGUGAAGUGGGUCAUUCGCAGGACCCUGUACGAGUUCUACAAGCUGCACCUCAUCCUCUCCGCCAAGCGCUUCGACAACCUUCCAAAGUUCCCCAGUCAGGUCUCCUAUGCAUUCUCGAUGGCGAAAGCAAGUCUGGGAAUGAGAGCAGAGGAAAAGGUCAACUUCGUCCGGCAAAGUAACUUGGCUCGUCGUCAGGCUCUUCAGGAUUAUAUCAUCCUGGUCCUGCAAUCACUGAACUGGACUACUGCUUACGACCUCUACGAGUUUUUGGAGAUCUCGGCUCUGUCACUGACCAAGGACAUGGGGUGGAAGGGCAAGGAGUCCUAUGUCGACACCAAGGUCACCGACAACAUCCAUGGCAUGUGUGGCUUUGGCUGCAUCAAGCGUUGGAACAAAAACUGGGCUCUCAUCCGCGACUCCUACCUUGCCUUCUGCCCAACCGUUGGAUCGGAGGAGCCGUCGGACGUGUUCAUUUUCGACCAGACCUUCUAUGUUCAGCACAAGGAGCAUCACCUUAGUUUGAACAUGCACCACAUCGAGAUCGGAAACAGUCACCGGAAGAUCGAGAUCAAGGGCGACAACAACCGCGAGAUGCUUGAGUGGAUGGACAACUUUACCAAGAUGAAGCAAUCUAGCCCCUGGGUGAACUCUCAUCGCUUCGGAAGCUUUGCUCCUCAGCGAAGCGACGCCAAGGUCCGGUAUUAUGUCGAUGGCAAGGACUAUUUCCACGCCGUGUCCGAUGCCAUCCUCGCUGCCAAGACCGAGAUUUAUAUUUGCGACUGGUGGCUCUCACCCGAGCUGUACCUCCGUCGUCCCCCAGAGAAGAACGAAGAGUUCCGUUUGGACCGACUUCUCAAGAAGAAGGCCAUGGAGGGUGUCAUGAUCUACAUUGUCGUCUACAAGGAGAUCUCCCUCGCUCUCACCCUCGACUCUGCCCACACUAAGAUCUGGCUCCAGGAUCUCCAUCCUAACAUCCAAGUCCAACGCCACCCAGAUCACAUUAGUGUCACCGCCACCCAGUUCUGGGCUCACCACGAGAAAAUCUGCGUGGUUGAUUGUCGAUUGGCGUUUAUCGGAGGACUGGAUCUGUGCUUUGGACGCUAUGACAGCAGAACACAUCAAUUGGCUGAUUACCAUCCCUCAGGACGCGGCACCGUCUGGCCCGGUCAGGACUACUCCAACCCUCGCAUCAAGGACUUUGCCAAUGUGCGCGAUUACAACAACAACCUGAUUGAGCGCAAGUUGUUGGCUCGCAUGCCUUGGCACGAUGUCUCUGUCGGAGUCGCAGGACAGCCAGCUCGUGACAUUGCUCGUCACUUUGUGCAGCGAUGGAACUUUGUCAAGCUCGAGAAGGGCAUGAAGAAGAGCCACAUGAAGUUCUUGAUGCCCAAGGGAGAGUUUGUGAGCACGCGCAAUGAGUCGGGCUGGACUGGUACUCAAAAUGUUCAGAUUUUGCGAAGCAGUACCCUCUGGUCGCAGGGUGUCGAUUUGGAGCGAUCCAUCCAGGAUGCCUACUUGGGUGCCAUCCAGAGUGCUGAGCAUUUCAUUUAUAUUGAGAACCAGUUCUUUGUGACACUGGCGGCAGAGAACGGACAUCCUGACCUCAAGAACAAGAUUGGUAUUGCCCUCGUCGAGCGUAUCACCAGAGCACACGCAGAUGGCAAGAAAUUCCGUGUCAUUGUUGUGAUGCCCUUGAUGCCUGCAUUUGAGGCCGAUAUCAUGUCGAGCGAGGCCGGUACACUUCGGAAGGUCAUGCACUUCCAGUACGUCUCGAUCUCCCGUGGGGGAAACUCAGUGCUGGAGCGGCUCAUCGCCAACGGCAUUGACCCCGACCAGUACAUUGGAUUCUAUGGUCUUCGUAGUUUUGACCGUAUUAAGCACGGAAAGUUCGAUGCCAUUGUUGAGGCUGUUCGUGAGGCUGAGGAGCGCCGAAAGGGCAGCCCAUCCAGUAGUCAAUCCCAAGCGUCCAUGUCUCAGGAGCGACUCUCUGAGACCGACCUCAAUCAGCCUCAGGAAAAGGCCCAGGCCCCCCGGAAGACUGGUGGAAACAAGGUCAAGUCUCUGGCUUCGAUGUUUUUACUGGAGCCUAUUCCCCGUGGUGAAGAAGCUGCUAGGAUUGAGGCCAUUGCAAACGAGCGCAAAGAGUUGGAUAUGAAGACGACCUGGGACGACAGUAUUACCAAGCGCGCUAUGAACCCCGCUGUGCGCGAACAUGGGUACAUUCCAGCUGCCACCGAGAACUCUUUGGCUGAUGCUCAGAUCAAUGCGGCCAUCCAAAGAGAUAUACACGAGGCCGAGAUGGCGGCUAACACGAACGUCAACUCCGGAAACACCAACCCACAGAUCUUGGAAGAAUUCGGCACUAUGGUGCGAAACACAGUGGAGAAAGUGAAGGGUACAAAGGAUGAGGGAAACCUGCCGCCCAGACACCACAAGAUCACAAGGAAUUCUCACCUUCGUCGCCACCGGCAUCGACACGACGACGAUGAGGACUCUGUUGACAUAGAGGAGAGACAGGGACGCGGGUCGAUGUUGAGUCCAAAGUGGGGAGGCGACAAGGAUAGGCAAUCACAAAUGGACGAUAGGCAAUCACAAAUGGACGAUGCCGAGUCGAUUGUCGAGCCUUCGCCGGGUGGUUCCCGACCUGAUCAACGAGAGGAAGACGGACCUGAGGCUGGAGAGGAGACUGAACAGGAGCCUGACCGCCCCAUUGUCGAUAACGAAGUUGAGGACUUUGUGACCGAACAGCUGUACAUUCACAGCAAGUUGAUGAUCGUGGACGACCGCAUCGUCAUCUGUGGUUCAGCCAACAUCAACGACCGCUCGCAGGUCGGAUUCCGUGACUCUGAGAUUGCCAUCAUUAUCGAGGAUACCGACAUGGUUGCCUCUCGCAUGAACGGCGAGCCUUAUCAAGCAGGAAAGUUGGCUCAUGCCCUUCGAACGGACCUGUUCAAGGAGCACUUGGGAUUGCUGCAUCACGUUGACCACGAUGUGGUGACCAAGGCUAGUGUCUUGCCCGUCGACUUGGAUGCACCCCACAAGGAUCCCGAGCAAGAGCGUCUUGAAUUGAUCCGCAAGGCCAACGAACAGGAACAGCAGCAACAACAACAGGGGUCCGAUGGAAUCCUGCAAGUCCCUGCUGUCAGCAGCGGACAGGUCUCCAAUAAGAACCCACAUCCGCUUCAGCAGCACCACGGCGGUAUGGGAUAUGUGCAGACGUACACUCCCAACGUGGAUGAGACCAAGGCGAUGGAGGAGUGGCUUGCACCCAACCCUGAUGACGCCCAAGGAGACGCCAAGAAGGCUACCGCCAAGGACCCCGAAGCCGCCAACCAGAUUGUCAUGGACCCACUUCACGAUAGUUUCUAUGAGGGAUGGUGGAGACCUGUAGCCAAGACCAACACAGAGAUCUUCCGAGAGGUGUUCCGCUGUGUGCCCGACGAUUCUGUCGAGACCUGGGAUGAUUACCGCGCGUUCGUACCGAACCCCAAGAAGGUCCUUCAGGGACACGUAGCGAUGGAGGGAGCCACGGUCGAGCUGGUGACGGAGCGCUUGCAGAGGGUGACGGGUCACUUGGUCGAGUUCCCGACACGGUUCUUGAGCAAGGAGAACCUGAUGGGUGGAGCUGUAGAAGGAGCCGUUGUUCCUAUGGAGAUCUUUACGUAA
Messenger RNA from Linnemannia hyalina, 4668 nucleotides. The record is from the annotation of a GenBank genome assembly. Lineage: Eukaryota; Fungi; Mortierellomycota; Mortierellomycetes; Mortierellales; Mortierellaceae.